Myripristis murdjan (pinecone soldierfish) is the source of this 4324-nucleotide messenger RNA. It is a transcript of the gene srfb, whose product is annotated as serum response factor b. The transcript is spliced from 8 exons. Lineage: Eukaryota; Metazoa; Chordata; Actinopteri; Holocentriformes; Holocentridae. The coding region runs from base 220 to 1986 and encodes 588 amino acids. Gene Ontology annotation, molecular function: protein dimerization activity; cis-regulatory region sequence-specific DNA binding; DNA-binding transcription factor activity, RNA polymerase II-specific. Gene Ontology annotation, biological process: positive regulation of transcription by RNA polymerase II. The record is from RefSeq and is a predicted model, not a curated record.
AGGAGGGUGAGCCAAACUGAGCUGGGGGCUGAAGGGUCUCGGGGGCAGCAUCACUUUCCAAAGUUUGUCUCGGCAAUUUCCGAGCGACUCCAGCCCAGCGACCGUCCCGGUUUGUUUACAUCUCGCGCUCCGGGGUUGCAUGCGCUUUUGCAGUCACACACAAGACAGCGCGCUCCAGCUCUCCUGGCUGGUGUUGAGAGACGCGGUCCCGUAAAUAGAAUGUUGCCGAGCCAGGCUGGAUCGGCACCAUCUGGAAACGGGUCAGCUGCUGGCAGGGGCACCGCGGGACACGGUCCGGGGGUCAUCGGGAGCGGAAUCCGUCCUGUGUUGGUCAGAGCGGGGCAGGCUUUACCGGGGGUCAGCGAGAGCGCCGGGGCUGCUGGGCGACAGGGGGACGGCGUUGGGAUGUUGGGGGGUAAUGGUCCUGGAGGUCCGAGAGGUGGGAGACCGGGGAACGGGACGGGGCUGACGCCUUUGCAGACCGCCGCUCAGGGGAGCAUGGCCGGGUUAAACACGGGGGUCGGCGUGCCGCACGGAGCCAGGUUCGACCCGGACAGAGAAAACGCGCCCCUGUGCAGCGGCUCGGAUAAUGACUCGGACUCGGGAGAUGACGAUGACCCAAUGGGUUCAAUCGGGGACAGCAGGAGAGGGGUGAAGCGGGAGAGAGGGGAGAUGGAGGCGGCGGUGGGGGCGCAGGAGGCUGGAGUUCCCCCCGGAGGUUACGGUAUGGUUCCCGGUGGGGUCGCCGGUGCAAAGCCAGGGAAGAAGACACGUGGGCGCGUAAAGAUAAAGAUGGAAUUUAUUGACAACAAGCUGAGGCGAUACACAACUUUCAGCAAGAGGAAGACGGGCAUUAUGAAGAAGGCCUAUGAACUCUCCACACUGACGGGAACCCAGGUUCUGUUGCUGGUGGCCAGUGAAACAGGGCAUGUCUACACAUUUGCCACCCGCAAGCUCCAGCCCAUGAUCACCAGUGAAACGGGCAAAGCCCUGAUCCAAACGUGCCUCAACUCCCCGGACUCGCCGCCGCGCUCCGACCCCUCCAUGGACCAGCGAAUGAGCGCCACGGGCUUCGAGGAGACAGACCUCACCUACCAGGUGUCAGAGUCAGAGAGCCUGGGUGACACAAAGGACACCCUGAAGCCUGCGUUCACAGUGGCCAGCCUGCCAGGCACCACCAGCAGCGCCCAGUCCACAGUGCCCACCACCUCCACCACCAUGCAGGUGAGCAGCGGACCCUCGUUCCCCAUCACCAACUACCUGGCGCCCGUCUCUGCCAGCAGCAACGUCAGCGCCAACGGCACCGUCCUCAAGACCACCGGCGCCUCACCAGGGGUCAUGCAGCUGCCCAGCGGCUUCACUUUCAUGCCAGCAGGCACUCCUCUCCCCCCCGGCACCCCCACCAUUCCUCUGAGCCAGCUGCAGCAGCACUCCCUGGCCCUGCCGGGGCAGCAUGGUCAGGCCCUGGCCGCCGCCCCGCAGCCACAGCAGGGACAGCAGGCCGUCUUCCGCUUCCCUGCCGCCGUCUCCCUCUCAGGCGCUGGGGUCCCCCAGCAGCUCCAGGCCAUCCAGGUUCACCCCAACACCCAGCCCACCUCCAACAGCGACAGCAGCCCUGAGAUCUCCCAAACCUCCACUAACUCCACCGCAACAGUGAGUCUCCCAGCAACCAUCGUCACCUCCUCAGUGCCCACGUCCAUGGCGGGUCACAUGAUGUACCCCAGUCCCCACACAGUGAUGUACGCCUCCACGCCGGCACUGGCUGACGGGGGGUUGGCUGUGCUCAAUGCCUUCUCCCAGGGGCCCUCCGCCAUGCAGGUGUCCCACGCACAGGCCCAGGAUACAGGUGCUGUCCCUCAGGUGUUCCUCACAGCACCCCCAGGCACGGUGCAGAUCCCCGUCUCCGCGGUGCAGCUACACCCAGUACGGAAAGAUCUCCAUUUUACAAAUGGUGAUUGGCCAGCAGUCGAGCGGCAGCAGCAGUAACCUGACGGAGCUGCAGGUGGUCAACCUGGACGCUGCACAGAACUCCAAGAGUGACUGACAGAGCCGGGGACACAGACAGACACACGGACUGACUGACAUCUCUAUUUAUUGAUGCCUUCCUACAGAAUUUCAUGUCACACCUCUGAAUGUGGCUUUACAGUACAUAUACACCCACACACACACACACACUCAAGGGCAUAUUUGUGGCUAACCCUCAUGUUUUGGUAUAUAUAACUAUAUAUAUAUAUAAAUAUAUAUAUAUAUAUAUUCGCAAGAGCAUAGAAAUAUAUUAAGGUGUUCACUACAUCUGUCGUCUGAACCUGUUUUCUAUGCUGUAGAUGGUGUUAUUUUUGUGUGUGUGAGUGCGUGUGAUUUUUUUUUUUUUUUUUUAAACAAUGUGUAAUUACGUGCACACACACACACACACACACACACACACACACAUACACUCUGCAGGUGCCACAGCUUCACACCAGCCAAAGAGACAUUUAUUUGUCUGAAUGUUCAAGUGUGAGUAAAUGUUUGUGCACAAGCAUGUGUGUGUGUGUCUGUGUGUGUGUCUGUGUGUGUGUGUGUGUGUGUGUGUGCAUAUCUGGGGUUUGUAAAUGGGCAGGGAGAUGCAUAUUGACUUAAAAGAGACAUUUGGAAAUGUACAUAAUUCUUUUUUUUUUUUUUUAAUUGAAAAUUUGUAUUUUCAACCUGUUUUAGUUUGUGCAGCAGCAUGUAGUUUUUUUUUUCUUUUUUUUUACGUAGCUGUUUUGUAUGUACAUGGAAAUGAUUUGCAUAAACGAAACUAUUUACAGAUCGUAUAUGAUGUAAAUUAAUGUAAUAUACCAGCAUAUUAUGUUGAUUUACUGUCAUGCUGGUGGGAGUGUUGAAAUAGUUUUUAUCACUACACUUAAUGUCAAGAUGGAGCAAGAAUGCUGGAUAUUUUUCUAUGUUUUGGAUUGUGAAAUUUUCAGGACUAUCCCUCAAAUAGAAGCAAGGAGUUGGGUCCCUAAAUGUAAGACAUUAGAUAUUUAUGGUUCUCUAUUCAGAUAUUCUGUAAUUCAGCUGGGAUGAAUUUCAAUGUUGAUGCAAGAGCUGCAGGAUAAUCACGUAGCAUGACAUCAACUUGGAAUGUGAAGUUUCCUCGUGAAGCUGUGAUCUUGGGAUUUUCUGAGCGAAUCAUUUCGGGGAAUAUCUUAAAAGCGAGGACAAUCUGAUGGCGAAUGCAUUUUUCGAUCCCAACUUUCGGCACGUACUCGAAUCACAGGGCCAGUUUGCUUUACUUUUCCACGAACACAUAUUUAAACAGCUCGAUUUUGAAAUCUGAUGCUCCUUUGGGCAUCUCAACCCCAACAGUGCCAAGCAAAUCACAAUGGGUACAGCAAUGAACCUCUCACCUUGAUGCAUUUUGUAAACAUAUUGCCCUGCUUUGCAUCCAUCGGACUGCAAAUAUGAUUUUUUUAUUAAUAUUUUUUUUUUUGUAACAUGUCAAGUGACUAUUGACUUCAGUCAGGGUGUUGGAUAAGACGCUGUUCUCUUAUCAGGAACAGGCAUUAACACUGUAAGAACUUGUAAUGUAAUAUUACACUGGCAUUUGGGAUUUUUUUUUUUCUUUUUAAGAAAUAACGAUAUCUGAAUUUGGAAAAGUGACGAUUCAGGUGCUAUGAAGGGUUUUGUUUUGUUUUGUUUUUUUCUCUCCACUAAGCAUUGUAAGGCCCUGGCUGACUGCAAUCUCAGUAUGUACCUCAGCGAUCAUGUUAAGAAUGAACGGGGUGAGACUGAGAGCCUUCUUUCUGCACCAUAGUGCCUCUUCUCCAUGGCUGAGUACACUUUCAUUGCAAGGGAAAAUUUAGAGUUUGCAUAUUUCCAGACCAUCUCACAUUACUCCGGACCUACUGUAUGAUCCUCUGCUCUGCCCACAGGGAACUAAACUCGGUUUUUGAGUCAGUAUUAGGGAAUUAGCUGGUUGACUGAGCAUGGUAGACUUGAAGCCAAAGAGGAUGUGACAGAGGACGAAGCACCCAUGCUGGCUAAUGGUGCUCAGUCAUUCACUGACAAGAGAGGGCAUUGUAUCGCUAGACUUUCUCUUACACACCUACAUUUGUGUGCACGUAACGCCGCACGCAGUUGUAAUGGACCUGGUCAGUGGGGUUGUUUGAAGAUAUAGAAAAUUAACACUGUAUGUUAAGGGCGUCAUUUUUAUGUUAAUUUACAGUCGGUUCCCCCGGUUAUGUGGUGUCUGCUCAAAAAUACAAUUUGUAAAUGGGGUUACUGAGUAGAAUUUGUGGUUUUCACAUUGUCAUUGCAAGAUAAAAAUGUUUCUUUGUGUCUUUUUGUUUUGUUUUAGUAC